Messenger RNA from Nannospalax galili (Upper Galilee mountains blind mole rat), 8962 nucleotides. It is a transcript of the gene Nin, whose product is annotated as ninein. The record is from RefSeq and is a predicted model, not a curated record. Gene Ontology annotation, molecular function: calcium ion binding. Gene Ontology annotation, cellular component: pericentriolar material; mitotic spindle pole; centriole. Gene Ontology annotation, biological process: centrosome-templated microtubule nucleation; microtubule anchoring at centrosome; centrosome localization. The coding region runs from base 415 to 6807 and encodes 2130 amino acids. The transcript is spliced from 31 exons. Lineage: Eukaryota; Metazoa; Chordata; Mammalia; Rodentia; Spalacidae.
GUGCAAGCUCCGGGUGGAGGCGGCCGAGCGGGAAUCCAGGCCGUCCCGAGGUCCCGCCGAGCCCGAGAGCACAGCGGCCAUGGUCAGCGCGGCGCCGCCGGGCACCUGACCCCCGGGACGCGAGCCGCGAGACGCCGACGGAAGGUAGGCGAGGGCCGGGCCACCGCACCCGGGGUCGGUGCUGCACGCCUGCGGGUUUCCAGGGACCCGAGACCCGCCCUCUGGUCACACCUUCGCGACCUGCGGCGCCCCCGGCUGAAAGCUGCUACUGUGAGCCGGUCCGGGAGCGGAGUGCAGUCCCCGAGGGAGCAGGAAGGGUGUUUGUUCUGUCGGUGCAGGCAGCCCCAAGAUUCAGGAGCCGUUUGCAGCCCUUAAAGUGGAGAUUUUUAGAAGGUGAGCGUUGUGGGCUAUGGGAUGGAUGAGGUGGAGCAGGAUCAGCAUGAGGCCCGACUCAAGGAGCUGUUUGACAGUUUCGACACUCUGGGAACUGGGUCUCUGGGUCAGGAGGAGCUCACCGACCUCUGCCACAUGCUGAGCUUGGAGGAUGUGGCCCCCAUGCUGCAACAGACGCUGCUUCAGGACAACCUCUUGGGCAGGGUGCAUUUUGAUCAAUUCAAAGAAGCAUUAAUACUUAUCUUGUCUAGAACUCUGUCCAAUGAAGAGCACUUUCAAGAAUCAGACUGCUCGCUCGAAGCUCAGCCCAAAUAUGUUAGAGGUGGGAAGCGGUAUGGACGAAGAUCUUUACCUGAGUUUCAAGAGUCGGUGGAGGAGUUCACAGAGGUGACAGUGCUCGAGCCAUUAGAUGAAGAAGCGAGACCAUCACACAUCCCAACUGGUGACUGCACUGAGCACUGGAAGACGCAGCACAGCGAGGAGUAUGAAGCUGAAGGCCAGCUAAGGUUUUGGAACCCAGAUGACCUGAAUGCUUCACAGAGUGGAUCUUGCCCUCCCCAAGACUGGAUAGAAGAGAAACUACAAGAGGUUUGUGAAGAUCUGGGCAUCACUCGAGAUGGUCACCUGAACCGGAAGAAGCUGGUCUCCAUCUGUGAGCAGUAUGGCUUGCAGAGUGUUGAUGGAGAGAUGCUUGAGGAAGUAUUUCAUAAUCUCGAUCCUGAUGGUACGAUGAGUGUUGAAGACUUUUUCUAUGGUUUGUUUAAAAAUGGAAAAUCCCUCACACCAUCAGCGUCUACACCCUAUAGACAACUAAAAAGGCAUCUCUCCAUGCAGUCCUUUGAUGAAAGUGGGCGUCGGACCACAGCUCCAUCAGCAAUGACAAGUAGCAUUGGCUUCCGGGUCUUCUCCUGCCUGGAUGAUGGGAUGGGCCAUGCAUCUGUGGAGAGAAUUCUGGACACCUGGCAGGAAGAGGGCAUUGAGAACAGCCAGGAGAUCCUGAAGGCCUUGGAUUUCAGCCUGGAUGGAAAUGUCAACCUGACAGAAUUGACACUGGCUCUGGAAAAUGAACUUUUGGUCACCAAGAAUGGCAUUCACCAGGCAGCUCUGGCCAGCUUCAAGGCUGAGAUCCGGCAUUUGCUGGAACGAGUUGAUCAAGUAGUCAGAGAAAAAGAGAAGCUACGGUCAGACCUGGACAAGGCUGAGAAACUCAAGUCUCUGAUGGCUUCAGAGGUGGACGACCACCAUGCGGCCAUUGAGCGGAGGAACGAAUACAACCUCAGGAAACUGGAUGAAGAGUACAGGGAGCGCAUAGCAACUUUAAAGAAUGAACUCCGGAAGGAGAGAGAGCAGAUCCUGCAGCAGGUGGGCAAGCAGCGUGUGGAACUCGAGCAAGAAAUUGAAAAGGCCAAAACUGAAGAGAACUACAUCCGGGACCGCCUUGCCCUCUCCCUGAAGGAAAACAAUCGCCUCGAAAAUGAGCUUCUGGAAAAUGCCGAGAAGUUGGCAGAAUAUGAGACUCUGACAAACAAACUUCAGCGCAAUUUGGAAAACGUGUUAGCAGAAAAGUUUGGUGACCUCGAUCCCAGCAGUGCCGAAUUCUUCCUUCAAGAAGAGAGGCUGACACAGAUGAGAAACGAGUAUGAGCAGCAGUGCAGGGUUUUACAAGACCAAGUGGAUGAACUCCAGUCUGAGCUAGAAGAAUACCGUACACAAGGCAAAGUAUUCAAGCUCCCCUUGAAGAACUCGCUAUCGGAAGAACUUAGUGUUAACUGUGGUGGCAUAGAGCCUGGCCAGGGGCUUGAUUCUGAAGAGUGCAACCCACUGAAUAUGAGCAUUGAAGCAGAGUUGGUCAUCGAGCAGAUGAAAGAACAGCACCACAGGGACCUGUGUCACCUGAGACUGGAGCUUGAAGAGAAAGUGCACUGUUAUGAAAAGGAGCUGGAUGAAACCAGGAUCACCCAUGAAAAGGAGCAGGAGGCCAUGAAGCAAAAGUAUGAGCAUGGAAUGCACACCUUGGAGAAACAGAUAAGUGACCUUAGAAGUGAAAUUGCAGACCUUCAAGGGCAGGCCGUGGUGCUGAAGGAGGCCCUCCACAGCACCACCUGCAGGCACGAGGAGGAGAAAAGACAACUACAAAUGGUGUUUGAUGAGGAAAAGACUCAGCUACGUGAGGAGCUAAGGCUGGAGCAUGAGCUGGAGCUCAAGGCCAGACUGGAGCAGGCAGAGGAAAGCUUUCACCAAGAGAGAGAGGGACUUACUCAGGGUAGCUCCUGGACCGAAGAGAAGGUGAGAGGCUUGACUCAGGACCUGGAGCGAUCUUUCCAGGAGCAGCUGCAAAGCCUGGUGCAGAAGCAUGCUGUCGAGAAAGAGGAGCUGAGGAGAGAGCUCUUGGAACUUCACCAACAGGGACUUCAAGAAGAAAGGGAAAAAGUGGAAACAGAGUGUGAUAGAAGAACCUCUCAGAUAGAAGCCCAGUGUCGGGCUGACUGUGAGAAAGUCACCAAGAGAUAUGAACAAGCUCUGCAAAACCUGGAGGGGCGCCACUGCCAAAAGCUCAAGGACCUCCUGGAGCAGCACCUGGAGGAGAGGGCCCAGUGGGAAUUCGAGAAGGAUGAGCUCACUCAGGAGUGUGCAGAAGCCAAGGAGCAGCUGAAGGAGACACUCCAGAGAGAGCGAGCAACUUCUCUGGUCCUGAGCCAGGAGAGGGAGAUGCUGGAGAAGACAUACAAAGAACAUGUGAACAGCAUGGUUCUUGAAAGAGAGCAGCUGCUCCAAGACCUGGCAGACCUACGGCAUGUGUCUGAGAGCCAGCACAGCCUCCUCUCGGACCAGAUACUUGAGUUGAAGAAAAGUCACGAAAGAGAGCUAAGGGAGCGAGAGCGGGUGCUGGGCCAGGCAGGGGCCUCUGAGCAGCAGGCCAGCCAGUGGCUUGAAAGUCUAGAAUGUGAGCAAGAGAGGCAAGAGAUGGCAGGCAAGCUUAUGGCCCUGGAGAGUGCCCACAGAGUGACUCUUGAGGAAGCAGAACGAGAGAAGGCAAAGAUGAGUGCAGAAAUCUGCCAGCUGCAGAGUACAAUAAAGGGCAUGCAGCGGGUAGCGUCUCUCCCCAUGCUUCAGGCUGGCUGUCGGGCGAUGGCAGGGGAGGAGGCAGAAGGAAAUGGAGCCAUGACCCUGCUUCAGCAAGGGGAGCAGCUAUUGGAAGAAAAUGGAGACGUCCUCAUCAGCCUGCAAAGAGCUCAUGAGCGCGCAGUGAAGGAAAAUGCAAAAAUGGCGACUGAAAUUUCUAGAUUGCAACAGAAGCUGAAAAAAUUAGAGCCAGGGUCAGUGAUGUCAUCUUGUUUAGAGGAGCAAAUGACCGAGAUUUCUGGAAGUUCUGUGGAAGAAGCAAAACCAUUUUUAUCACAAAUGAAGCAAGUAGAAAGUGUAAGCACCAAGCACAUCCUGAGUGACCUGGGAGACCAUGAGGCCCAAGACCUGGGGAGUACAGGGACAAGCUCUGUCGAGAGGCAGGAGGUUAAAAUUGGGGAGUCUGAAGUUUCCCUAGAGUGCUUUUCUGAGCUUGAAAAUAGUGAAGACACCAGGACUGAGUCCUGGGACCUGAAGAAUCAGGUGAGUCAGCUUCAGGAGCAGCUAAUGGUCUUACAUGCAGACUGUGACCGAGCUUCUGAAAAGAAACAGAACCUACUUUUUGAUAUUUCAGUGCUGAAAAAGAAAUUAAAGAUGCUUGAGAGAAUCCCAGAUGCAUCUUCCAGGUAUAAGUUGUUAUAUGAAGAUGCUGCUAGAGAGAGCGACUGUCUUCAGGAGGAGCUGAGAGUGAUGGAGACACGCUAUGACGAGUCGCUGGAAAACAACAAAGAACUCACCACCGAAGUUCUCAGGUUGCAGGAUGAGUUGAAGAAGAUGGAGGAGGUGACAGAAACGUUCCUUAGCCUGGAAAAGAGUUACGAUGAGGUCAAAGCAGAGAAUGAGGAGCUGAAUGUUCUGGUGCUGAGACUUCAAGGGAAGAUUGACAAGCUACUGGAAGGAGCCACCCCGCAGUAUGACAGCUACUCUUUGUGGGAAGCCCCUUUAGGAAACCUGGAGGUCAACUCGGAUGAAAACGUGCUUGAACUCAGUCAGACCCCAGAAGAGCGUGUGCCAAAGCUUACGAGCCGGCACCAUAUCAUAAAACAGUGUCAGCAAGAAACCGAGUGCUGUGAGCCAGGAAGCACACGGCUCCUGGCUAGAGUAAAAGCACGUGAAAUUGCCUGGUUCCGCAGAACAAUUCACACACAAGAAAAGCCCAGAGUGCAGAGUCAAGUUAUCCUGGAGGAAAACACUGCUCUCCUAAGCCUUCAAGACACACAUUUUCAACAACAGGCCACGAUAGCAGAGUUAGAACUGGAGAAACAAAAGCUACAGGAGCUGACUAAGAAGUUGAGGGAACGAGUCACAACUUUAGUUAAGCAAAAAGAUGCACCUUCUCAGGGAGAGAAGGAGGAAGAGCUGAAGGCAAUGAUGCAUGACUUGCAAAGCACGUGCAGUGAGAUGCAGCAGAAAGUUGAACUUCUGAGAUACGAAUCUGAAAAGCUUCAAGAGGAAAAUUCUAUUUUGAGAAAUGAAAUUACUACUUUAAAUGAAGAAGACAACAUCUCCAACCUGAAAUUAGGGGAAUUAAAUGGAUCUCAGGAAGAAUUGUGGCAAAAAAUAGAAACUGUGAAACAGGAAAAAGCUGCGAUUCAGAAGAUGGUUGAAAAUUUAAGGAAACAGGUUUCAGAUUUAAAAAUCAAAAACCAACAGUUGGAUUCAGAAAAUACAGAACUCAGCCAAAAGAACUCCCAAAACAAGGAAGAACUGCAAAAACUUAAUCAACGUCUGGCAGAAAUGCUAUGCCAGAAGGAAAAGGAGCCAGGAAAUAGUACAUUUGAGAAAUGGGAACGAGAAAAUUCUAUUCUGAAAGAAGAGCUGGACCGCUGUAAAGUGCAGUCCUCCACUUUGGUGUCUUCUCUGGAAGCAGAACUUUCUGAAGUAAAACUCGAGACCCACGUUGUGGAACAGGAAAACUUCCUUCUCAAAGAUGAACUGGAGAAAAUGAAACAGCUGCACAGAUGUCCUGAUCUCUCUGACUUCCAGCAAAAAAUGGCUAGCAUUCUAAGCUACAAUGAAAAUCUGCUGAAAGAAAAAGAAGCUCUAAGAGAAGAGCUGAAUAGCUGUGUAGAUAAGUUGACAAAAUCGAGCCUUUUGGAGCACAAAAUUGCUACAGUGAAGGAGGAGCAGAAGUCUUGGGAGCAUCAGAAUGAGAGCUUAAAGUCACAGCUGGUGGCAUCACAGGAAAAGGUUCAGAAUUUAGAAGACAUCCUGCAGAAACUAAACCUUCAAAUGUCUCAGAUUAAAUCCGACCUCCAAGUGACUCAGCAGGAAAAGGAGGCGUUAAAACAAGAAAUGGUGUCAUUGUGCAAACAACUUCAGAAUGCUGGUGGCAAGAACUGGGCCUCAGAAGCAGCAGCCCCUCUGUCAGAGCUUCAGAGCCAGAAAAAGACACUAUCCUGGGACAAGCUGGAUCAGCUGAUGAACGAAGAACCACAGCUGCUUUGGCAAAAGAAUGAGCGACUCCAGACCAUAGUGCAGAACACCAGAGCAGAGCUCACACACUCCAGGGAGAAGGUCCGUCAACUAGAGUCCAACCUUCCUCCCACCAAACACCAAAAACAGCUAAACCAGUCAGGUACUGUGAAACCUACUGAACAAGAAAAAUUGAACUUACAGAGAGAGUGCGGGCAGCCUCAGAAAGAACAGUCUCCUCCUGGCAGGAAGGUCAGCCAGAUGAGUUCCCUUGAGCAAGAGUUAGAAACAAUUCAUUUGGAAAAUGAAGGUCUGAAAAACAAACAGGUGAAACUGGAUGAGAAGCUAAUGGAGAUGCAGCCUCUGAGGUCCACUGUGACGCUUAGCCCAUCUCCUCACUGGGAUCUGCAGCUGCUCCAGCAGCAAGCCUGUCUGAUGGUGCCCAGGGAGCAGUUUCUGCAGCUUCAGCAGCAGCUGCUACAGGCAGAAAGGAGAAGCCAACACCUGCAGGAGGAACUGGACAACAGGACCUCCGAAACCAACACACCACAGGGAAGCCAGGAACACCUAGUAACUCUCAUGGAAGAACGAAUGAUAGAAGUUGAACAGAAAUUGAAACUGGUGAAAAGGCUUCUUCAGGAGAAAGUGAAUCAGCUCAAAGAACAGCUCUGCAAAAAUACAAAAACAGAUGUGAUGGUGAAAGAUUUGUAUGUUGAAAAUGCCCAGUUGUUAAAGGCUCUGGAAAUGACAGAACAGCGACAGAAAACAGCAGAGAAGAAAAAUUACCUCCUAGAAGAAAAGAUCGCCAGCCUCAGCACCAUUGUCAGGAGCCUGGCUCCGGCACCACUGGCUUCCGUGCUUCCUCUGAGGUCAUAGCCACACCAAAGGAUGCAUUUGUGCACACUGUACUGAAGUACCGGGACAUUUCCACAGGUUCUCCAAACCUCCUUAUUACAACACUUCCAAUGGCUUACAGUUAAGCCUACCCUAAAUCUGCCAGCAGCGAAAUUAGAGUCUCCAAAUAGAUACUCAUAGGAAUUCCACAGAUCACAUAGUUUGCUAUUUAAAUUAUCCACAAGCUUUGAAUUUUAAGUAUUCUACGAAUAGCUACCAAGAAAGAAAAUAUAUGCAAAUAAUUUAAGAACCUUGAAAUCCCAGUUUUUAAUGUUUUUUAAUUACAAUUAUAUAUCAAGCUGUCAUUACAGUCCAGAUUUUUUAAAUUACAAUGGUUAUAAUUUUCAUUUAAAAAACAAAUUUAUAUGUUAACAUUUAAAUACUGAAGUCAUUCUGUUUAUAGUAGUUUUGGUUCUUUGAAUUAAUUGAUAGACUGUAAUGCUGUUUUAAAGAAGGUUUGUCUCAGUAACCACUGAGAUUAGAAAAGUCUAAGUUUGUAGACUUCUUACCUUCUGACACCUAUUCUUGCUGUAUCAUAGAUUGAGAAGUGAGUGAUUCACCUGUACUCUUAGUGAUGAAGCUUUGCUUUCUUUCACAGCCUUUUUCUCCUCCACUUAUAGGGGGUUUUUUUGGUGGGGGAGGACCUUGUCUUCUAAGAAAUAGAUGCAUUUGAACUACAGUUAGAGCAUUGAACAGAUCAUUGAAUGCCACUCUUGGAAGAGGACCUGGGAUUCUCCUUUCUCCAAAGCCUUGGAGUUCACGGCCAUACCUUUGAGGUCACACCAAGAACUCAGGGAACAAUUUUUUCAACUGUCUUCCUGAACUGCUGCCCAGCCUCUUUAAAAAUUUGACAUGUAUAAACCAUGUAACCUUAUUUAUUUGUCUUAUGUAUUUACAGCCAUAAAUUUUUAUGUCUAUAUUUUAGUGCACUUAUUUGUCUGAAAGGCCUUGACUUUAGAGUUAAAAAUGUCUUCUAACUUAUAGUAGAGUUUCUGCCAUUUGUUUAAUACAAGUCAAGAUUUCUAUGCUUCUAGCCUUUUGAUACCUCAAGUCUGAACAUUAGAAUUUCAUGCUGUGGAAAACAAUGGGAAUGCCAUUGGAGGUGAAGAAUGCCAAAUGGGACUUUGCACUCAUUCUCAAGACCCCAGAAUUACAGAACGAUAAACCUAAGUAUACCCACACAUGCACGUGGAGGGCUUAUCAGAUGCGGGACUACCAAAGCUCAUCUCAACCACCUGCUUGUUUUUAUAGGGAGAGAAGUUAAAUAAAAAACUUCCCUUUACAAGAGAAAAGUUAGCAUUGCUUUAUGGCAGGAACACAAGAUAAGGCAAACUGCCUGAAAAGUCAUGUGAUAUGAGAAACUCAACCAAGUAAUUUCCGUCAAGAAAUUUUACAAUUCCUUGUGGCCUAACUGCCCACUCUGCCAGCCCAGGGAACCACAGCUACUAUUACCAGAAAGUCCUGAUCCCCUCCCCCACCCGCCACCUCUGGAAAAAGAAUUAAUUUUAAUCAUUCCCUGUAAUUAUAUAUCAAAAUACUUGACAUCUGCUCUCAUUCUUCCCCCAAAUCUUUCGUCUCAACUGCUUAUAUGGCAUUAGCUUUAACAGGAAUCUUUGUUCUUAAAUUGUGGAUAAGCCUAGGCUAAGGUCAAAGACUGAGCCUCUAUGCAGUGCUUAUGUGAGAUGCCUCAGGUCACUCAAGGUUAAUGCCACUGGAAUUGAUCAAGCUUAUUUCUCCAACAGUUGGUUUAGUUUUGUAAUUUUUAUUUUUUAUAUUAUGAAAAGUAUAGGUUAAUGUUUUUAUAAAUUUGUAUUUAUGUGUAUAUAAAGUGAUGUACAAUGACUGUAAAUAGGACUUUAAAAAAAUUUUAAACCAUGUUUAGAAUCCUUUUAUGCAAAAUCAGAAUGCUACUUCAAUGAAAAUUAAUUUAGCUCACAUUUAUGUAUUUAUUUCUUGCUCUACCCCACUUAUGAAGUAAGGGAAAGAGAUCACUAUGAUAAAUAUUAUUCAGAUACUUAAAUUUAUACAUUUAUGCAACAGGUUUUUUAAUUUUUUUAUUGGGGGGGUUCUUUUAAGAUGGGGUCUCACUAUGCAGCCCAGGCUGGCCUAGAUAUCAAAACAGUCUUUUCUUUUCUUU